GCUGUUUUUGAGGUGCGUGGGAGGCAUUAGAUGCUCCUGAAGAUGAUAGAGAUGACCUGAUUGUGCUGUUUGACCUAUUUAAGCUACCACAAUGCCAAUAUGAAGCCCGACCCUCUCUGGUGUGGCAUGUUAUUAUCUACAUCAAGGCUGUCCAGUUUUAUUCAUAAAGGCCAAUAUGGAUACAACUUUUCAUUCCUACCAAGAAGAAAUCACACUAUGGAAAGUCAAGAACUGAUUAAACAGAAUCCUGCAUCAGGAACUGGCCCUAUGCAGAUAAGGUUUAAAAAUAAUCGAAUGCACUAUGCAAACACCUUACUUGUGGUUGUAACCACACUGCAGAGUGGGUACACACACUGAACACAGCCAGUAGACAGAACCAGAUUAAACCAGAGCACUACACCACCAUGCCCUCCUUUUGUAAUGAAUUUUCAACAGUGAUUGACAUCAAUAAAUUGUCAUAUUAUCUAAAUAAUAAGCACACUGUUGUUUUGUUCAGUAAAAUAACUGAACUGUACAGUACCCAUCUGACUAGAGUUAAAGAAGCCUGCACUGAAAUAUUUUCCCACCUAAACAAUGAACAACACCAUGAUAUUAAGAAUUUCUAUAUAUAAUAACCUACAGUUUUAACCCAAACAAACCCUUUUCCUAUUUCUGGAAGAUACAUUGGUAUCAAAACCACACCACAUUACAUAAGAGUUUCAGAUCGUAUCUGUAGCAUUUUUAAAAAGUGUUGUGUGUAUGCUUUUUAACAAGGUUUGAUGAAACAUUUUUUCUAACUUUUACUAGCUUGGAAAUUAUAUACAUGCAUUUAAAAUGUCUCCAAACAGGUAUCUCUGCUGCCUUCACAUAUGGUGCGAAAUGUGGACAAAGUGAAUAUCUAUCAGCAGCUGACGAAUGCUGUCCUAUGUGUGCUAUGGGGUCAGUGGUCAUGAAAGACUGCCAUGGGGAUUACAGUACAAGUUGCAAACCUUGUUUUAAGGGAACAUUUAUGAACGAACCGAAUGGAUUACAAACCUGUUUUCAGUGUAAAAUCUGUGAAAACGGCCUUUUUAUUUCUCAGGACUGUACAACAAUGAAGGAUACAGUCUGUGGGGUGUUUGAUGGAUAUUAUUGCAAGCAUUAUACAGAUAACAGAAAUGAUUGCUCUCUAGCAAUAAAACACAGUAAAUGUAAACCGGGGGAACAAAUAAACACUCCAGGUACAAAGGCCUCAGAUACUGUUUGUGAGCCCUGUUCUCCAGGGUUUUAUUCUCCUGAAGGUGUGAACUGCUCUAAAUGGACAGACUGUUCAGUCAGAAAUGAGAUCGAGGAUGAAGAAGGCACUUCCAUUAGAGAUGUCCAGUGCAAACCACAAAGGAACAGAUAUGGUCUCAUAGUAGCUUUAGUAGCUUUUCCCGCUGCAGUUGUUUUACUGUCAUUUGCAGUUUUAUGUUUAUGUCAAAGAAAAUCAGUCAGAAGUUUCUUUAUAUUAAAAAGGCCUAUAGAAGAAACAGACCCUCAAUCUUCACAAUGUACCCCAUCAACCAGUCCACUGAAAGACAAUCAGGAAACAGAAUCACCAGCUGUCCAAGCAGACUGUAACAAGGAACACAUGGUACAGGUGAAAACAUGAGUUACUUCACAAGGAUGUUUUUUACUAAAGCACCAGCUCGAUGAAUGGACAAAUAAGACUUUUUUAUUUGAAAACUCAAAGUGUGUGUUUUAACAAAACAAGUGCUCUUUACAAAUCAGUGAUUCACUUUGGGAGAGCAAAAAUGCAUAGAACUGUAUUUACAGUUUUUAAUAAUAGAUUUAUUACUGCUGUAUGUAAUGUUCAUAGUGUUGUUGUUUUUUUUUUUUUAUCUUGUGUUGGAAUUGUUUUGAUAGCUCCUCCUGAUUGUUAUUGUUUAGAUAUGAUUUGUGAGAUACAUUGGACAAGGUACGAGAAGAACAAUCAUCAUGUAAUAUUUCAUUUCAUUCAUUAUUUUUGACCUUUGAAUUUUUUAACGCCAGACAUUUGUAUUCAGUUAAUUUUGCAAACGAUUUCCUUCCACUUGAUACUCUUUUUUCACUUAUUUUUCUAACCUUUUUUUGGAUUUGCUGUGGUGUAUAGUCUGUGACUUUUAGAAGAGUAGUAUCAUCUCAAACACUAUACACAAUAUAGUGUAUAGUGUGUGAGUUUUAGAAGGGUAGUAUCUCAAACACAACAUUUACACAUGGAACAUGUCAAAAGGAAAAGCGUUUUCCUAGUCAUUGGAAAUUAUGUCAAACACAUAUAAUGUGAUGCUGCUGGCAGCAUACAAAGCAUUUUUUAAAUGUUGAAAGAGUAUAUGUGGCAAUAAAAGAUAUCAGCCAACAUUAAAAAAAAAAAAAUCUCAUCCACUGUCGAACAUUCUACACUCCUCAAUCUAUGUAAAAUACAAAAUGGUGCAGAGGAAUACAUAAGUAUGUGAUUUGGAAUCCAACUUCUAGCUUUUGUGAGGAAAACUUAUGUAGUGUCCAUUGUAAAUGCAAUAAAAUAAUUAACAACCUUCUUAUAACACUAA
Messenger RNA from Tachysurus fulvidraco (yellow catfish), 2525 nucleotides. Its product is annotated as tumor necrosis factor receptor superfamily member 14-like. Bases 803 to 1612 code for a protein of 269 amino acids. The transcript is spliced from 9 exons. Gene Ontology annotation, cellular component: external side of plasma membrane. Gene Ontology annotation, molecular function: protein binding. The record is from RefSeq and is a predicted model, not a curated record. Lineage: Eukaryota; Metazoa; Chordata; Actinopteri; Siluriformes; Bagridae. Gene Ontology annotation, biological process: positive regulation of cytokine production involved in immune response; negative regulation of alpha-beta T cell proliferation; positive regulation of T cell migration.